AUGCCUUCAGAAGAAUGCCGCAUUUGUUUGCGGCAUGAAGAAAAUUGUGUGUCGUUAUUUAAGCAACGGCGCGGUACCAAGCUUUGUGAUAUUUUAAAAUUCUGUGCCAGGAUCGAGAUUUCCGAAGGCGACGGUCUACCCGGAGAUGCAUGUCCGCGGUGCGUAGAUGAAGCACUCAAUGCAUACCUGUUCAUCAACAAAUGCCGUAGAUCGGAUGCAGAACUACGAACGGCACAGGCCUGUUACGGCGAUGAUGAUGAAGAACCAGGUCCAGGUCGGAUUUGCCCUGAAGAAGAGAAUACGAUACAGAUAUGCAAAACUAAUGAGGACACGGAAUCGUACCACAAUGCCAUAAGCGACAAUGCAACAUUAGAUUUCAAUUCGGCUGUACCAAAUUGUUUGGACGAAUCAAACGACUCCAAAACCGAUGAAACAGAACGCGCAGAUGUAAAUCUUACAAAAGCAAUUGAAGGGCAUCAUUCAUCGACGGACGAAUUAGCCUACGAGUUAAAAACCAAUGUAAAAUCUGAAUUAAUUCAACAGUCUGACGAGGAAGCGGAUAGGUUUCUCGUUGAAUAUUUAGACGAUGACUUCGGAACAGAAUUGCUGGUAGAUGAAAGCAUGAAUGAAAUACACUUAGAAUCUGAUCAAUAUAAGGCGCCAACAGAACUAAAAGACAAACUGCGAAUUUCAGGUAACAUUACAGAGGCAAAUAAAUACAUUUGCUGUGGUACUCGCUGUAGAGCUGUCAUGAACACCGAGCAGCAACUCGCGGAACACACUGUUCAAGUACAUCUGCCUGAUCGAGAGACAGACUCUAGUAUGACGAAAGCUUUCGAAUGUAGCACAUGUUAUGCACGAUUUAAGUCAGAAAAAAGUUUAUCUUUACACACUCGAAGAUCUUCCCAUUGUCAACUUUGUUCAAAACUAUGUUUCUCUCAAAGCGAGAAACGACUGCAUAUGCGCCAAGUCCACGGUCAGUUAAGCUCACCUUUAAUGACAAAAACGUCGAAAAAAAUUUGCUGCGGGUGCUAUAAAUCAUUUGACAACGAGGAAGAUCUGCGUAAACAUAGUCUAGAAGAACAUGAAAUUCGCAAAAGUGCUGUUGAUGAAUCCCGUCCAUUCCAGUGUGACAUUUGUUAUAAACUGUUCAGAACGUUAGAGAGUUUACGCAUUCAUCAGCGAUUCGUAUACCGUCCGAAGAAUUUCACCUGUUCGACUUGUAACCGAGCUUUCGAUACUCGUUCCAAAUUGACAAAUCACUCACUAGUACACACGGAACAACGUAACUACAAGUGUGAUAAAUGUGACAAAGCGUUCAAAAAAUCACUCGAUCUUAAGAGUCAUCAAUUAUUACAUAACGAUAAACAAGAAGAAUGUUCAAUAUGUGGACUUCGCUUUCAUCGUAAAUCUAACUUGAAGAUGCACAUGCGGAAACAUCAAAGUACUUUUUUCUACGCUUGUCCAGAUUGUCCAAAACAAUUCAAGAACAAUUCACACCUCAAGGAACACUAUAAGGUGCACACUAAACAGAAACCAUAUAACUGUCGUUUUUGCGAACGGAGAUUUGGCUACUGCAGCGAUCGCAAGCGGCACGAAAUGACCCACACUGGGGACUAUCCGUUCGAGUGCCUAUGUUUGAAAAAGUUUGCCAGAAAAACUACGUUUGAUAAGCAUAUAUCAAUUUGUCCCGAACGGGUAGAAAUCAAUGCAUAGCGUCUCUGUGUACGUUAGUACUGCCAAACAAUAGGUUAUUUUGUAUAGAAUGUUACUUAAGUAAUACACAAUAACGAAAAAUACCUAAUUCAAAUACAAU
This is a messenger RNA of Sabethes cyaneus, 1816 nucleotides long. RefSeq names its product zinc finger protein 16-like. Gene Ontology annotation, cellular component: nucleus. Gene Ontology annotation, biological process: regulation of DNA-templated transcription. The record is from RefSeq and is a predicted model, not a curated record. Gene Ontology annotation, molecular function: RNA polymerase II cis-regulatory region sequence-specific DNA binding; DNA-binding transcription factor activity, RNA polymerase II-specific; zinc ion binding. NCBI's taxonomy places the organism in Eukaryota, Metazoa, Arthropoda, Insecta, Diptera, Culicidae. The transcript is spliced from 3 exons. Bases 1 to 1716 code for a protein of 571 amino acids.